Molecule: messenger RNA, 2140 nt
Organism: Nicotiana attenuata
Lineage: Eukaryota; Viridiplantae; Streptophyta; Magnoliopsida; Solanales; Solanaceae
Product: TSL-kinase interacting protein 1
Exons: 8
Coding region: 16-1923 (635 amino acids)
Biological process (GO): pattern specification process
Cellular component (GO): nucleus
Molecular function (GO): chromatin binding
Source: RefSeq, a predicted model, not a curated record
UAAACAUGCAACUGGAUGAUUGAAAAAGCGCUAAAAAUCUUUCAUCAGCUAAACGUGACUGGUGAGUUUGUUUUUCUCUCUCAAAAUCUCAUUCCCGCCCACUAUUCGUAUUUCCAGUGCAAGAAAUUUAGCCGAUCGAUGAAGAGAAAGAAAAGUGAGGUUCAUGAAAAAUACAGUGACAAGGAGAAUGUUGGAUCAAAGAAAGCAACAUGUAGGAUUGGUCGGCAACAUCUGAAUGUAGCAGGGGAAUGUAGAAAUGUUUCAGCUGGGGAAAAUGAUGGGAUUUUGCCCGGACAGGCUGCUAAAGUAUCUAGCCAAAUACUCCCCAGAAGGGUGACUUGUUCCCCUGUAACAAAAGGAGAUGAUGCAGCAGGGACUGGGAGUCAACAACUUGAUUCCCAUAAGAAGAUUAAGCUACAGCUUUUUCCAAUAAAUAAAAGUACCCGACAGAGAUUGGAGAAGGAUGGCUGCAAUCCAUUCCAGGAACUUACUUUAAGUACUCACAAGAAGAUAUCAUCAGUGAUUAAGCACCUUAAUACGAAGUGGAAUUCUUCGAGUGUGGGGUUGGGGGAGCUCUUUCUAUUCCCCUAUAAUAUUAAUACAGAAAACUUGGCAUCAGAGAAGCGAUGGAGCUCAAAAGAUACCAACAUUUCUGCAGGACAAGUGUAUGCAGCAAUAGAAAGUCCUGCCAUUUUUCGCUUAAGGUAUGGCUGGUUUUCUGAUGUUAAGCUUAAGGCUUCUGAGGUACCUGAUAUAUCCCCUCCCUCUGGCACUCAUUCACAAUCAAGGGGUAUUAAGAGAAUUUUUGCUGCUGCAAUGGACAUUGGAAAUGACAAAGUAGAAGGAGCUAAAUUGAAAAAUGAAGAGCUUAGUAAACCAAUCUGCAUGAAUGAGCAGAAGAUGCCUCUGAACAUACCUGUUGAUAAUAUGGUUGAUGGAGCAAGAAAGCAAAAUGUCCCUGCAAAGAUGGUAAGUCCAUGGGAUGAUAUUUUCACCAACUUAAGCAUUGGCGGAUUGCUGUCUGAGGCAUCUUUGCAAGGAAAGAUCAACUCGGAAACUAAAAUGGAUUUGCAGCCAAUCCAGUUUGUUUCUGAUAUUAGUGUUGGAGGCUUGCUGUCUGAAGUGUCUUUGCAGGGUAAGAUGUCUACUGGAAUGAAACAAGAGAACAGAGUGGGAUUGCAGCCAUCUUCAUUUGCUUCGUUUAUUAGCUCAGGAAGCUUCUUUUCUGAAGCAUCUUCUCAAGGAAAGGUUAGUAACAAUUUAGCUUCAAAAGGAAGCAAAUCUGGAUUGAAGGAAACGUCAGAGUAUGGCCAGCACAGUGAGUCAAAAUUUUCAUGGGAUUUUAAUCUCACUAAUUUGAGCAUUGGAGGAUUGCUAUCUGAGGUGUCUCUGCUGGAAAAAGUAAAAAAUCAUGACCAAGGAACUGAGGGCAAACCAAGCUCACAACCUACGUCAUCUUUUCCUGAUUCACUUGAUGCUUUUAUAGCUGCCCGCCUAAAUUCACACUCUGAAAUUUCAAAGUCAUCAUCUCAUGAAUUGCACUCGUCUAUCUUGGAUGCUGAAGAGACAUGCCAUGCAUUUCCAGUGCGUAAAAUUUCAUCAGGAAACGAAAAUGCAACUACUUCGUGUGGAAUAGAUGGUCCUGGCAAUUGUCACGAGUAUACAAGAUCGAAAUCUUUCAGAAUUCCAUCAUCCUCUAGCGCUCCUGAGCGCACAACUCAAAGUGUGAUUGCACAAGAUCAACCAUCUCAGCAACCCAGGACACCCCUCAUUUCCCGUCCAAGGGGGAGUUCUGAAGACAACAGCGUUGGCCUAAAGGGCAUCAAAUGGGAAGACUCUUUAGGACCAUUUGAUCUUGGAAUGCCUAUCUUACGACCGGUUAGCAGUGGAGACGGUGUUAGCCUCAGCGAGUUCAUUAAAUAACAUAUUUAUGUAGUCUUGAACUGAUACCAUAGACACUAGGAAAAUUUUCCUCAGCUCGAGGAUCAAAUUCUUGAACAGUUGAAACUCAAAAGUAAAAUGAUGCUGUGAAUUGUCCAUAAAAAUAGCUAAAAGAACGAUAUUGUGAAUUUUUUAUUAUCAAAGGCAGAUGUAUUUUCGUGUAAUAUUAGCCUUAAGUUGGGUUUUUCAUUUUCUUCAA